GGUCACGGCACCACCACCAUCACCGCUGCCGCCGACGCCAACCCGCCGCCGUUACCACUACCUCCGCCUCUACCACCGCCGCCGACACCAACGUCACCGGUACCACCGCUGCCGCCGCUGCUACUACUACUACUACUACUACUACUACUACUACUACGACGCGCUACUACUGCCGCCGGCCGCCGCAGUCGCACACAGUCAUUCGUGUAGUGUACGCGCGUCCGUCAACGAGUGUGUUCGUUUUGUUGUUCUCGUCCGCGACGUGUAUUUUUGUUUUAUUUUUAUAAUAACCAUAUAUAUAUGAAUACGGCUAAACUGUUUAAUAAUAUAACAUUGUAAUAUUGAAAUUUGAAAUAAAAUCGUUAAUUUUUUUGAGUGUGUUCCGAGUGUGCGUAUUAAAUUUCGUGUGCGCUUGUUCUUCUCAUACCAAAGGUAUUUACAAUAUUAAUCAUCAUAGCAUACUUUUUGCGUGCGCCAUGUUACGCGUUUAAACGUAGUAUUUAAUCAUAAGUACGUGUAUUUUACGACUUUUUUUUGGUUAGAGUUAAUUCCGUUUUUAGUCGUUUUUCACUCGAGUUGGUGUUUGAUACGUUUUCGCAAGUGUUCCCGUAGCAUGCGCGAUUUCCACAGGUUUUCUAACGACCCAUACCGAUGUGUUAAUGGUGUUGACGUCGACGCGGUCCCGCCGCGACACAUGCCGUCGUCGUCGACACGGCCGCUACGGCCACCGGUAAUUGUUAUCGCGCGAUCGUCUGCACACUGUGGCCAUGACGUGUUCGCAUUCGACGCGGCGAUAUGAGUACCGCCGUCGCAGUCGACCAGUGACCGGAGUAUCGCCGAAAUCGGUAGCAUCAGUAGUAGUAGUAGUAGUAGGAGUAGCAGUAGAAGUAGUAGUAGAAGUAGUGCGGAGUACGGACGUCCGUACGUAAAACACGAGCCCUCGACUGUGUGGGCACGAAGAAGACGAAGAAAACGACGACGGCGACGACAACGACUUCUGACAGACGACUCGAUCGGCACGGUCGAGAUGGAAGACGACCACCAAAACGAUCAGCAGGUGAACAACCCGCACAUAAACAAAGUGCUGAAAACGUACCAGAUGAGUGCACCCAGGAGCUUGCAGGGACCGAAUUCGGUGCUUGACGAACCGUCCGGCGCCGCGGUGGCCGUGUGCUCGCCCAAAGCGCCUAUGGCCACCGCCACUGGAGGUGACUCCGAGUCCGGCGGGGGCCGAAAGACACCGGCGCCAGCGCCACCACCACCGCCACCCUUGCACCCGGUGCUGUACGUGCCGGACCAGUCGGGAUGCGAGCUGUUCGAAACGGAGCUGGAAUGGGAGAAAAUCGCUUGCUUCAUGGUGGGCGGCGAGAUGCGCCUGUGCCUGCCGCAGAUCCUCAACACGGUGCUCCGGGACUUCACGCUCACCCAGAUCAACCAAGUGUGCGACGAGUUGCGCAUCUACUGUUCGCGGUGUACGCCCGAACAGCUGGAUAUGCUCAAGCACUGCCAGAUACUGCCGGUGACGGCGCCGUCGUGCGGGCUGAUGACCAAGACGAACGCCGAGCGACUGUGCUUUGCGCUACUUCACCGGAUCCCGCCGCCCGCGGCCCCGGUGCCCGAAGACGUGGUCACGUUCUCGUUUGAGGUGUUCCACGACGUGUUCGGCAAGACCCGGGGCGUGUGCAUGCCCGAGCUGUACACCGAAAAGUUCUCGGCGUGCAUACAGUGCGUCGAGUGCAAGGCGUUGUUUGCGCCCCAGCGGUUUGUCAACCACAUACACCGGUUCACGGGCACCAACUCAUGCCACUGGGGCUACAAGCGCGAGAACUGGAAAGCGUACGUUAAGGUGUCGCACGGGCACCCGGACUACGCACAAGUGGUGAACCUGUUCGAGACGUUCAAGGAGCAGAUCGACGAGUCGGCCACCGCGCACUUUUCUUCCAGGAAACGAAAGCAGUUGAUGGAACUUGUGCCUGUGUCGUGUACGGUUCGCCCGUCCAGGGCAGAGACACCGCCGCCGUCGCUGAAGAGGACGAAGCUCGAGGAUGCGCCGCCUGCGGUGCCUACGGCAGCCUACUACUCGGCGUUAGGCAUGGCGCCCACGCUGCCUAACUACAUGGUGGACCCAUUUCACUAUUUCUACGGUGCGUGGGUGCCGCCACCUGCGGCCAUGUACAUGAACAACUCGCAUCACCUGUACAGAAACGACAGUUUGAUCAAGAGAGAGAGACCGCCGAGGUUAGUGGACCCGCAAAAAGUCAUAUCACACACGCAGUCCGAACAAUUCGGCAGGAGUUUUCAGCCGAACGUCGCGUUGGCGCCUCCUACUAAACACAACGGCAAUGCUAAUGCCAGCAAUAUCCUAGGCCAUCACCACAACCAUCACUAUCAAAACUCUAACAAUGUCAACAACAAUAAUAAUAACAGCAGUAAUAACAACAACAAUACUGCCAAACCGACGGUCAAAUUCAAAGACAAAGAUGACGGUGAACAGGAAAACAAAGACAUUAUCCCGACUCAAGAGUCUGAGAGAAGAUACAACAGUGUUGCAGCCAGUGUCAUGGAGCAAGUGGCUGCUGUUUUGGAUGCCUUGAGCGAUGCUAAGGAGACGACGCGACAACAAGUGAUCGGAUUGGUUGAGCGGAUUGCUCUGCGGCUUGAAAAAGUUGAAUCGAAAAAUCAGCAACUCGUCCGGGAGAACGAAAUACUUAGAAACCAAUUGAACACGAAGAGGCAUACGAACAAAGAAGAUCCGUUAUUAGUAGAUGACUGUACGAUGAUUAAAUGGGAAAACAGCGGUGGUAUUGACCAAGAACAUAGUAAAUCCAACAGUUUGCCAUUAAUGAACAAGAGGUGUAGUCCAGUAUCCGUGAUAACCUCACCACCAUGUCAGCCCAAAACACCUCCACCCCAUAAUCUGCAGUCCAAUAUCAUGGCCGCUACCACUGCUACCAUCACAGCCACCUCAGUGUUGAUCAAAUCGGAAUCCAUCGACUGAUUAUUAUAACUGCAGCCUGUUGUUUACUUAUUAUUAAUUAUUAUUAUUUAAUUUAAUAUUGCUACCACCGACAAUUGAUCUCUCCUUAAAAAAAUAAAAUUAAAGUAAAUAAUAAUAUGUAUAAAUUAUACAAGCUUUUUAUAAUAUUUAUUCAGUACUACAAGUAUAAUAUAUGUUUAUAAAUAUUAAAAUAUACAUAAAGUAAUAAUAAUAAUAAUUAUUAUUAUUUCUGUUAUUAUUUUAUGUAUAACAAUAAUAAUGUUUUGUUGAAUUCUCUUGUCUUAUGUAAAUAAUCUAAUUUAAAAUAUUGUUAAUUUGAUUUUCUUAAUUUCCUGACAAUUCUUCUUAAUAUAUAUAAAUAUUUAUAUAUAAUUUAAUUUUCUUUUUGUUAUGAAUUUUUAGUUUAGGAUUAUUUUUAUUUAUUUAUUUGAAUUUUUUUGUUAUUCAUUUUAAAUUAUUUAUGUUAAAAGUUGCUGUGCCAAUUUUUUGUUUGUUUUUUUUUUCAAUAAUUAUUAGAAGAAAAAAUAGGAAUGAUAAACUUUGGAAAAAAAAAUAGAGCAUGGUUAUGAAGGAGCUCAAUUUAAUACUUGAUUUCCCAAUAUUUGUAGGGCGUUAUUAGUUGACCUGUGAAAUUUUUAAACAUAUUUUCUGUUAAGUAUGAGUAGAAACUUUGGCAAUCGGUUAAUGCGCCAAUGCGGUAUACUGUCUCAACAACCGUUUUGGAAUUUUUUUUUGAUAAAUGCUGAGGUUUCUUUUCAUGCUAAACAAAGUGUAAUUAAUGGACUAUUUUGAUAAUGUGUGCUUUUUCGAUACAUUUUACUUUCUAGUUAAUGGACGAAUUUGUGUAUAUUAUUUCAAUAUUAGAAUGUGUAAAAAAAAAAAAAUAUUUAUUUGGAAAAAGUCAGUAUUCCUAAUUUUUUUCCACAGUGUCUAAUUAUUAUUUAUUUGCAUACAUAAUAUUACAUAUAAUAUCGCACCAAAUAUUAAUAAUAAUGAAAAAAGCAAUCACGUAUAAAAUUAUAUUUAUACAUUUCCUAGUACUUUAAUAUAUACAUAAAGGUAGAUAAACUUUAAUGAUUAUAAGAUGACAACGUAGAAUAAGUAUUAUGUUUUAAAAUAUAUGUAUAUAUAUAUAUUUAAAAAAAAUUACGAUUAUGAUUGUAGUUUUGAAGAACAAUAUAUCCUUUUCCCUCGGGCUAGAGAAUAAUUCAGUACAAAUUAGUAAGUGCCUUAAUUCUGCAAUACUAUACACUAACCUUACUUAAAAAAAAAAUUAAUUAAUAAUAAUAAGCAUAAAUAAUAUAAUAUAGUUUAUGUAUGUUUUGCAUGCACUAUAAUAAUUAUGGGAUUUUAUUAGGCUUAUAAAAAAAAAGAGAAAAAGAAUGUUAUUUUAGAAAUAAUGGUAGAUUGAUUUAUUAUUAAGUGAGUUUUUGUUGUUAAUGUUGGCGUGCGUUGUUGUAUCAUCCAACAAUUUUUUUCAUUAUAUCUAAUGUAUUUCAAGUAUGCAAAUUAAUAAUAAGAAUAUUAGUACCUAAUAGUAAUGUGUAUCAAAUAUAACAUACAGGUUUAAAAAUAUGUAAAUCUAUUAAAUUUAACUAUACCCAUUAUUGUUUAAUUAAAAAUAAUAUAGUUUGUUACCACGCAGUUUUAAUAUGUACCUGAUGUGAAAGCCAGUAGGUAAUUUAUAUAUAAAGUAUAUACUAUUAUAAUAUAUAUUAUAUAAAUAUACUUAAAGAUGUUUUAAACAAUGUUUUUGCAAACAACGGAAUAAUAAUAAGGUCCCUUUUUUAAUUUGUUUAAGUAAAUAUCAAGUCUUCCUUAAAAAAGAAAAGAUAAAAAAAAUAAACAAAUAACUCGAAUUCUAUAAUAAAUAAAACAUUUUCAUGCUGUAUUAGUUUUUUUUUUCUAUCUUGUGCAAUUUAACUAAAUUAUGUCAAAACACAAUGAUAAUAUAUCAUAUAAUAUAUAUACUUAUUAGUUGUAAUAGUUUGUUGGAUAUGUAUAUUUAAUAUUUAUUAAAGGAGUAGAAUAAUAAUAUAUUAUAAUAGUAUAACACAUUUUUAUUCAACUUGACUGGAAAUCAAAAACAACCAUUGUGUUCACAUACAUUUUUCUCAUUAUUAUUUAAUGUUAAUUGACAAAACUGUGUAAUAAUAUUGAUUUUGAAAUUUUAAUGUUCUUAUGUAUAUUUUGUUGUUGAUGUACAGACAUUUUUUUUUUCGUAACUUAGAGUUUUCUAACUGAUAUAAAAUGAAAUAUUUAGCUAUUUCAUUUUACUAUCAUUAUUAUUAUUAUUAUUAUUAUUAUUAUUAUUAUUAUUUGUAACGAUGUUAAGUUUUUUUAAGUAACUUAUAUUAGGUAGUUUUUUAACUGUGCCAAGCUUUGUUAGCACUUUUUAAGCAAAACCGAGUCAUUAAUUUUUUUUUGUAUAUAUUAAACUGCCUGUACCAAAUACAUUGUAUCAUAAUAUACAUGAUUAUAUGGUGUA
Molecule: messenger RNA, 5486 nt
Organism: Rhopalosiphum padi (bird cherry-oat aphid)
Lineage: Eukaryota; Metazoa; Arthropoda; Insecta; Hemiptera; Aphididae
Gene: Snoo
Product: ski oncogene
Exons: 6
Coding region: 1028-2998 (656 amino acids)
Biological process (GO): negative regulation of BMP signaling pathway
Cellular component (GO): nucleus
Molecular function (GO): DNA-binding transcription factor activity, RNA polymerase II-specific; RNA polymerase II cis-regulatory region sequence-specific DNA binding; SMAD binding
Source: RefSeq, a predicted model, not a curated record